This is a messenger RNA of Mercurialis annua (annual mercury), 1762 nucleotides long. RefSeq names its product desmethyl-deoxy-podophyllotoxin synthase-like. The transcript is spliced from 2 exons. The record is from RefSeq and is a predicted model, not a curated record. Bases 61 to 1593 code for a protein of 510 amino acids. Gene Ontology annotation, molecular function: heme binding; iron ion binding; oxidoreductase activity, acting on paired donors, with incorporation or reduction of molecular oxygen. NCBI's taxonomy places the organism in Eukaryota, Viridiplantae, Streptophyta, Magnoliopsida, Malpighiales, Euphorbiaceae.
UUAUUAAAAAGACACUCAUUAUGCCUUGGGGUUAGCAAGCAAACAACUCUUCAGGUUACCAUGAGUUCACAAAUCCUCUCAUUUCCAUUGCCCAUUUUGUUCUUCUUGUUUUUCUUAAUCUCAUGGGUAAUAUGGAAGAAACCAAAAGCCACUAGAAAUAGUAAACUUCUAAACCUACCCCAUGGCCCCAUUAAGUUCCCCAUCAUCGGAAAUUUACACAACUUAAUUGGUGGUGUUCCUCAUCAUUUACUCAGAGACUUGGCUAAAAAAUAUGGAUCCGUUAUGCACUUACAACUCGGAGAAACUCCGACAGUCAUCAUUUCUUCAGCAGAAAGUGCAAAAGAAGUGCUGAAAAUACAUGACCUCGUUUUUGCCAAUAGGCCCUUUCUCUUGGUUGCAGACAUCAUAUUAUAUAAGGCUUCGGAUAUUGGUUUUGCACCCUACGGUGAUCGCUUUAGUCAACUGAAGAAAAUUUGCGUGGUAGAGCUUUUUAGUUCGAAACGCGUCCAGUUGUUCCGAUCAAUCAGGGAAGCAGAGGUAUCAAAUUUCAUCAGAUCCAUUUCUUCUCGUGCAGGAUUGCCUAUCAAUCUUACCAAAUUGUUACAUUCAUUAUCGUCUACUAUCACCGUACGAGCAGCUUUUGGCGACAAAUUCCCACAGGAUCGCGAAGAAUUCGUACCAGUUGCCAAUGAACUUUUGAAGACUAUGUCAGGCCUUAGCAUCACUGACUUGUUUCCCUCUUCAAAGUUGCUCCAUGUGAUUACUGGUGUUCAAUAUAGAUUCGAAAAACUGCACAAAAAAAUUGAUCUUAUGCUUGAGAAGAUAAUCAAUGGACAUAGAAUCUCCAGAGCAACCUCAAAAAUUAGUACAGAGGAUGAAGAUCUACUCCAUGUUUUAUUAAAUCUUCAAGAGCAAGGAACCCUUGAACUUCCUUUAUCAAUUGACAGUAUCAAAGCGGUUGUACUGGACAUUUUCGUUGCCGGGACUGAUACAUCAGCUCUCGUUGUAGCGUGGGCCAUGUCAGAAUUAAUAAAAAAUCCAAGAGUGAUGCAGAAAGCGCAAGCAGAGGUUAGGCAAAUUUUUGACGGAAAAAAAAUUGUUGAUGAGGCAAUUAUUGACGAACUAAAGUAUUUGAAGUUAGUUGUCAAAGAAACAUUAAGAUUACAUCCUGUUGCUCCACUCCUUGGUCCUAGAGAAUCUCGCGAGCAGUGCCAAAUCAGUGGAUACGAUAUUCCAUCCAAGACGAGAGUCUUAGUAAACGUGUGGGCAAUCGGAAGGGAUCCUAAAUAUUGGUUCGAAGCGGAAAAGUUUUUUCCAGAGAGAUUUAUGGACAAUUCUAUAAACUAUAAAGGAGCGAAUUUUGAAUAUUUGCCAUUUGGUUCCGGAAGAAGGAUUUGUCCAGGUAUCUUAUUCGGCCUGGCGAAUGUGGAGCUCGCUCUAGCACACUUACUUUACCAUUUUGACUGGGAACUGCCCAACGGUAAGAAGAAAGAAGAUCUGAACAUGGAUGAAUGCUUUGGCGCAGCGGUCGGACGAAAAUAUGAUUUACAAUUAAUUCCUAUCCCAUACCAUCAGCCUACUACUAAUCAGUAACCGUUUCUGGCAUGUUCUAGUUUGAUCAGCUAUAAAAUAGAACUCUAAAUAACUUAUGAUUAUGUAGAGUUUAUGUGCAAUAAUGAAACUCUAAAGAAGUCUGAAUUUUCUUUUCUUUCUGUACUCUUCUGUUAAUUUAAAAAUAAAGUUCAUAUUGCCUUUUGAUAAA